AUGUGGGGAGGCAGCAUCAUGAAUGGGGGCCACCGCGGAGCGCCUGGUGCCGGGAGCCCCGUGCUCGCAUGCUGCUCCCCGCAGAAGAUGUGCUCCUGGAUGCUGAGCUGUUGCUUAGCCCUUCAGCACCUGGCCGUGCAGGCCUCCUUGCUCUGCAUCUUCCACCUCCUCCUGCUGCCCACCCUGCCCAAGGAGCCGCCCCACGCCCAGGCCACCAGCGAGCUGCUGGCACGCAGCCUCUUUGCCUGCGGCAUCUCCACGGUGCUGCAGACCACCCUGGGGAGCCGGCUGCCGCUCGUUCAAAUCCCAUCCUUCGAGUACCUGGUCCCUGCCAUGGUGCUGAGCUCCCACCUGUCCCUCAGUGCCAGCACGGACAGGAACGGCACAGCCGUGGCGAGCGCAUGCCUUGCACCACACUGCACUGUCGCAGGGAGCCAGGCUGCCUCGCUGCGAGAGGUCUCUGGAGCUGUGCUGGUCUCUGGGCUGGUUCAGCUGGUGCUGGGAGUGUCUGGUGUGUGUGGGUGGGCAGCCCGGCGCUGCGGGCCCAUGGUCCUGGCCCCCAGCCUCUCCAUCAUCGGGCUGUCCACAUACAAGGAGGCUGCUUUCUUCUGCUCCACUAACUGGGGCGUAGCGCUGCUGCUCAUGCUCCUCGCUGUCACCUUCUCCCAGCACCUGGGGUCCUGCCGCCUGCCCUUCUGCGCCUGGCCCCAGGCUCAGGGGGGCUCCACGGAGCCAUCUGUCCCCACCCUGCGCACAUUCUCGGUACUCUUCCCGUUUGCUGGUGUCUGCGUUGUCUGUGCCAUCCUCAGCCACCUCCACAUCCCCUGGGAAUCGCUGGACCUGGCCAUGGCACAGCUGUCCUGGGCCAACAGCACCUUCCAUGCGCCUUGGGUCCGCAUCCCCUACGCAGGCGAGUGGGGGUGGCCGCUGCUCACCCCCCGAGCACUGGCAGUGGGCAUUGCCAUGGCCAUCGGCUGCAGCAUGAACUCAGUGGGCUGCUACGUGCUGUGUGGGAGGCUGCUGCGAGCCCCCCGGCUGCCCCCCGAUGCCUGCAACCGGGGACUCUGCACAGAAGGGCUGGGCAGCCUCCUGGCAGGGCUGCUGGGCACCGGGGGCACGGCCGCCAGCAUCGCCAAUGCCUGCACCACCGGCCUCACGCAGGCUGGCUCUCGCCUCUCGGCGCAAGUAAGCGCGCUGGCGUGCGUGGUGCUGGGCAUGUCCCCGAGGCUGGCAGGGCUCCUCACCCACAUCCCGCUUGCGGUUCAUGGAGGGGUGCUCUCUGUCACCUACGCCGUGGCUGUGGGCACGGGGAUCUCCUACUUCCAGUACGCAGACAUCGACUCAGGGAGGAACAUCUUCAUCGUUGGCUUCACCAUGUUCAUGGCGCUGCUAGUGCCGCGGUGGUUCGGCACGGCUCCGGCUCACCUGGCCACAGGCUGGGUGUCCCUGGACCUCCUCUUCCUCUCCCUGCUCAUGGUGCCUGUCUUCUUAACUGGCUUCUUGUCUUUUUUCCUGGAGAACACGGUCUCAGGAACCCUGGAGGAGCGAGGGCUGCUCUCCGAGCUGGCGCCACAGAAAGUCAGGGCAGGCGAUUGCCACCCCUAUGGAGAGAAGGGCGAAGCCAGCCAGGUGUAUGGGCUCCCUGCCGGGCUGAAGAGGCUGCUGCCGUCCUCCUGCAAAGCCUUCCCCUGCUGCUUCCUUUGCCCGGGGAGCGAGGAAGAGGAGGAGAAGGAGGAGGAAGAGGAGGAGGGCAGCCGUGCCACCGAGGAGGGGACUGCUGCCCCAGGGGAAGGGACGCACCUGCUCCCCAAACCCAGCUUGGAGGAGCCGCAGCUGGCCAGGAGGCAGAGCGAGAUGGAGAUGCCAGUGUGGCAAACCGUGGCCUGA
This is a messenger RNA of Gymnogyps californianus (California condor), 1887 nucleotides long. RefSeq names its product solute carrier family 23 member 3 (gene SLC23A3). Gene Ontology annotation, cellular component: membrane. The record is from RefSeq and is a predicted model, not a curated record. Gene Ontology annotation, biological process: transmembrane transport. NCBI's taxonomy places the organism in Eukaryota, Metazoa, Chordata, Aves, Accipitriformes, Cathartidae. Gene Ontology annotation, molecular function: transmembrane transporter activity.